GCAGUGAGCUGAGAUCCAGCCAUAGCCCUCCAGCCUGGGUGACAGAGUGAGACUCCAUCUCAAAAAAAAAAAGAGUGGGAAAUGGUUGGGGCAGUGUCUCUAGAGGGUGGCUUUCUUUGAUGUGGGCCUGGAAGUUGGUGAAAAUUGCCUCUCUUUUGGUGCUCUUAUGGGUGUCUGAAUAUUUUGAUCCCAGGUCAUCUUUCAAGCCAAGUACAGCAUGCACCAACUCCUACAUGGCUGCAUCCCACAGCUCCUGAUGCACUGGCGGACUGCUCCACACCUGCUCCCUGUUGGGGUCCCUGUCCUCCUGGGUGAUCUUCUAGAGCGGGGGUUUCAAGCUUUAGGGUAUAUGAGACUCGCCUGGGGUCUUGUCUACGCGGCAUGCUGGGUCCCUUCCCAGAGUUCCUGACUUGACGCAUCUGCCAUGAAGCCAGCAUGAACAUGCAUUCCUAGCAAGAUCUCAGGUGCCGCUGAUGCUGCUGAUCUGAGGACACCCUGCUCUGGAGACUAGAAAUGUCUCCGGCCUGGUCUCCCUCCCACACUGCUCCUGUGUAGCCUGUGGGAGGCACCUCCUGGCAGCCGGGUGUGCAGGCUGGUCCAGCGCAGCCGCCUCAGUCCCUAUGCGAGUGGUCUCUGGCACCUCAAGUGCCAUUCUGUGGGCCUACCCAAGGAACAUAUUCCAGGGGCUGGAGCUGACCUGCUGGAGCCCCCAACUCAGUCUGAUAGAAAGAAGAUUUUAAAAAAAACUUUUAAUGUUAGAGUAAUUUAAAUUUUAUAGAAAAAUUGUGAAGCUAGUACAAAGACUUUACGUAAACCCCACACCCUGAUUCCCUUUCAUUCUUAUAGUAGAUUUGUAUCACUAAUGAACCACUCUUGAAACAUUAUUAUUAACUCAAGUUCAUACUUUAUUCCAACAUCCUUGGUAUUUUUCUAAUGCCCUUUUUCCAUCUCAGGAUCCCAUCCAGAUCCCACAUGACAUCUGGCCAUCAUGUACCUUUGGGUUCUCUUGCUGUGACACCUUUUCUGACUUUGCUUGUUCUUGGUGACCUUAGCGGUUUUGAGGAGCACCUGUAGGGUGUUCUGUAGAAUGUCCUUCAAUCCAGAACUUCUUUUUACAUUCCUUAUCUGCUUGGAGGGCAUCUUGAGUCAUGGAAUAGAUUCUCAUUUGUUUUCUUUGUAAAUUCUGCCUAGAGCCAGGGUCUGCAGAGAUCUCUGGAAUCUGAUAGCUAGAGGCCUCAGUUGACCCUGAGGCAAGCCCCAUUCCUGUUAGAGAAGGUGUGUGGAGCUGGUGUGGUUGGGAGGAGUGGUUGAGAAUGGUCUCUGCGGGCACAGGGCUUGCCUGGCAGGCAGCUGCCCAGUAUGGCUGCCUUUGUGGCUGAUGUCAUGUUCUCAUCCCAUCUGAUGCACUCUCCGCGAGUCACUUUCAGAAACUGGAAGAUCCCACUUAAUUCUGCUCUGGAAUAUAUUUAGAAAUCUAUUCAUGGCCCUCUCCCAAAGCUGAUGUUAAAAUUAAGAGAGAUCAUUUGUAGGAUGUCAUGGCUGUGCGGGAGGAACGCGUUGAUGUCUCCCUGGCCGCCUUUGGCUUCUUCUCUUGCUUAGGAACUUGCCCGACUCCCGUUGCCCAUCUGAGCCCAGCUUUCCCCCUCUGAGCCCAGUUUUCCUCCUCUCACCCCAAUAUCAGAGUGGGCACAUCCUCACCAUGGAUGCAUGCAGGCUUUUCCUCUGCAUGCACCGUCUCUGUCUUGUGUGACAGCCUGGGGCUGUUUCUCACCCUUGUUACGCUGGGGUUCUUGGCCGAGAGCUCCUGGGCAGGGACUGACUUUGAGAUGAGACUUCUCUGUUCGUUUCUGGCUGUUUCUGGGUCUGGGAGGCAUUUGGAGGGUUCACCGCUUAUAUCUAUGGCCGCAUACCUCAGGGUUUGCGGUGAGGGGUGUGGAGAUUCCUGUGCUGCAAGAAAUCUCAGUGCUUCCGUUGUGCUGGGGAGAGGCCAACCCACCUUGGGGUACCAGGGCUGGACCAAACUGUAGAGGGCAUCUGACCCAGGAGUUGAGAGCCAGACAUAUUAUUUGCAAAACUCUGCAGGGAAUUUAAAAAUGAAACCAAUCUGAACUCUCCGUCCAGAAUUCAUGGUCACCAGCCAUUCAACAAAUAUUUACUGGACACCUGUUUUAAGUCUGUCACUGGUUUUGGAGUUUGCAUAUAGCUAUAUGUGGCAGGUUGUGGUGAUGACUGAUGUCUCUGCCUUCAUGGAGUGAGUAGUCUCGUGGGAUGAGGGGAAACAGACAGCAUAGAAAUAGAUGUGUGAUAGGACUCUAGGUGGUUAUAGAUGCCUUGAAUGAUGAUCAAGUGAGACUGGAGGAAUGAGACUGGCAGGGAGGAGAGCCCGACUGUCUGUGAUCGUUGGUCAGAGAGGACCUCAGAGCAGGGCAUCUGUGCAGAGACCAGGCAAAGUGAGGGAGCUGGUCAUGUGACUACCCUUGAGAAGAGCACUAGGGCAGCAGGAACAGCAGGUGCAAUGGCCCUGCAGCAGGCAUGUGCUUGGGUGUGGGAGGAACAAGGAGACCAGGGAAUCUGAGUGAGUGAUGGAGAAGGGCAAGUUUUUGAUGCCUACAAUGCCAAGAGGUGGCCAGGGGAGGAUCCUGGGGAGGUGCCAAGGCCUGGGGGAAGACCUGGGCUUUAUUUUCAGAGCUGCCCGUUGAAGGAGAUUUGAAUGGCUGCAGUGUGAGAUGUGCUGGGCAAGGGAGGAUUCGAAGGUCAUUUAGUCAGAGAUACUGGUGGUUUGGAGCAGUUUGUUCACAGUAGCUGUUUUUGGUGCCUGCAUCACAGCUCCUUGGACCAACUCUGCCUUGGUCUUCAGCUGUGGCUUCAAUCAACAAGCAUGUUGGGUGAUGAGCGCUGUGUUGGAACAGGUGGUUACAUUUUCAUGAAUGAUGCAAGCUGGCCGCAGGGGGAAAUAUUUACACCAUGGCAAUUGGCAAAUGUACAUAUCAUCUCCCUUACAACACUCAAACAUUUUCCAGCACAGCACAGCCAUUAGCCCGGUGCUGUGGAUAUUCUCCCAAGCAUCAAAGUGCAGCCAGAACAUUAGGGGAUCUAAUGUCUGAAGGACAAUCCUCAGCUGACGGAAUGGGAGUAAACAUCCUGGGCAUGCAUCCUUUAGGUGGGUGCUUCUUGGAGCUUUCACAGAAUGCAGCCUUGCUGCCUACAGCUGUGACCUGGGAAAUGCACCUGUGUGUGGGUUUGCCCCUCCUCCCUCCCUCACUCUCCUUGCUCCCUUGCUUCUGCUUCCUGAGACAUCUCCCAAAUAAGCUACCUGCACCUAAGCCUGCCUGCAGCUCUGCUUUUCGGAGAAUCCACUUAAGAUGGUGGUAGAGCUGGGUGUGGUGUGAGAGGCAUCAGGUGGCUGGCGUGAGAGAGAAGAGUCCUGGAUGACUCGAAGGGUUCCAGCCUGAGCAGCUGGAAGGAUGGAGAGGCUCUGGCAGCAAUGGGGAGGAGCCAUUGAGAUGAGCAGGAUGGGGGCUGGGCAAAUCAAUGCUCUGUUCAGCUUUGGACAGGUUCUGUUUGAGAGACCUAUCAGAUCCCCAGGUGGAAAUUGUACCUGGCGAUGGGGAGAGGUGUGUGGUUGGAUAGAGAUAUCUGGGACUGGACAACACUGAUUACGUCAGGUGCCCACCUGCAUCUGUGACUCAGUGAUGCCCUCCUGCUUAGGAAGCCUCUGUGUAUCUGUGUAUGUGUCUGUCAUCCAUAUAUUUAUCAUUUAUCUCUAUUUUUUAUUUAUCUCUCAAUGUAUCUAUCAUCUAUUUAUAAAUGUAUCUAUAUUCUAGCAUCUAGCCAUCAAUCUAUCAUUUAUCUAUUUUUAUUUAUGUAUCAAUAGAUCUAUCAUCUAUUUUUCAAUAUAUCUAUAAUCUAUCAUCUAUCUGCUAAUCGAUCAUCUACCAUUAUCUAUCAAUCUGUGUAUCUAUCUCUCUCUCCAUCCAUCCACCUAUCCAGGCUGUGCUUGCUUCCUUCCACCCCUUCCUUAGCCUAUCCCUGCCCAGGAAAAUUCUUGUCCCUGCUCGAAUGCCUUCAGUGACAGGAAACUCACCAACCUCUUAAGGCUUCAGCAUAGAAGUUUCCAACUCAUGUGGCCACUCCAGAAUACUGUCCUCCGGGGACUGUGUUUCUCUCUCAUGUCCUCCUCCCAAGAUUUAUUUACACUCCUCACUUGCCAGGAGAGAGUACUUGGGAGCUCCGAGCCAUGCGUGUUCCCUGGCAGGGUCGCCUGUGUGCUGGGGAAGAAUGGGCCCAGUCAUGGGGUGGAGACGCCCCCCAGCUGCAGCCCUGGCUCCAGAGCAGAGGCGGCUUUGUGCUUCUCAGGGACAAGGGUUGCCAUUGAGGCAGGCCAGGGAUGCUGUGCAAGCUAGUGAUGGCUGCAGGCUGAAAUCGGGCAUUUCACAGAGAGCAAGCGCUGUGCUGUCCCCGCAGCCUGUGCAUGAAUGGAGGCUUUGGCCCUCGGAGUGCAGCCGUGCAUGGGGCCACGUGCAGGCAUUUCUGGCUCCUGGCUCCCGGGGAGAGAGGCGAGUCCUGUUCUCUCCCUGAGUUCUGUUUGACAAAAUUCACAAAAACACAAAGAAACACAAAGUGGGGGAGAGGAUCAGUUCAUUCUCCUGGCUCCUGGUUGGUCUCGAGACCUCUCCUGUUGCCUGUGCUCUGGAAGAUUCCCCACAGCACCUACUAGGUGGGUCAGAGGAGGAUGGAUUUGCGGGACCCUGGAAGGCUGGGAAAAGGACUGAGAAGCCGCAGCCCUGUGCCAGGAAGAGCCACAGAGAUGAGAUGGACCAAGCGCCCCCGGCGCGUCCUGAAUAUCUGGUCUCAGGGAUUCGAACUCCCCCUGUGAGGAGGAACAGCAAACUGGCCACCCUGGGCAGGAUCUUCAAACCCUGGAAAUGGAGGAAAAAGAAAAACGAAAAACUGAAGCAGACGACGUCAGCGCUGGAGAAGAAGAUGGCCGGCAGGCAAGGCCGAGAGGAGCUCAUCAAGAAGGGGCUGCUGGAGAUGAUGGAGCAGGAUGCUGAAAGCAAAACGUGCAACCCCGAUGGAGGACCCCGAUCUGUGCAGAGUGAACCGCCUACUCCCAAGUCAGAGAUGCUGACUUCAGAAGACGCCCAGCCUGGAAGCCCCUUGGCCACUGGGACGGACCAGGUCUCCCUGGACAAGCCACUGUCCUCAGUCGCCCACUUGGAUGAUGCAGCCAAGAUGCCAUCUGCAUCCAGUGGUGAAGAAGCAGACGCUGGCAGCCUCCUGCCCACCACCGAUGAGCUCUCCCAAGCCUUAGCUGGGUCUGACUCCCUGGACAGUCCUCCCAGACCUCUGGAGAGAUCUGUGGGCCAGCUCCCCAGCCCCCCACUGCUGCCCACUCCGCCACCCAAGGCAAGCUCCAAAACCACAAAAAAUGUCACAGGCCAAGCUGCACUUUUCCAAGCCUCCAGCAUGAAGAGUGCCGACCCUCCCCUCCGGGGCCAGCUCUCCACACCCACGGGGUCUCCGCAUCUCACCACGGUCCACCGGCCUCUUCCCCCAAGCCGCGUCAUUGAGGAGCUGCACAGGGCGCUGGCCACAAAGCACCGCCAGGACAGUUUUCAAGGAAGGGAAAGUAAAGGGUCUCCAAAGAAGCGGGUGGAUGUCCGUCUGUCGAGAACGUCCAGUGUGGAGCGGGGCAAGGAGAGGGAGGAGGCUUGGAGCUUUGACGGGGCCUUGGAGAACAAGCGAACUGCCGCUAAGGAAUCUGAGGAGAACAAGGAGAACCUGAUCAUGAAUUCUGAACUCAAGGACGACUUGCUUUUGUAUCAGGACGAGGAGGCGCUGAACGACUCCAUUAUUUCUGGAACACUGCCACGGAAAUGCAAGAAGGAGCUCCUGGCCGUGAAGCUAAGGAACCGGCCAAGCAAACAGGAACUGGAAGACCGGAACAUUUUCCCCCGAAGGACUGAUGAAGAAAGACAGGAGAUCCGGCAGCAGAUCGAGAUGAAGCUCUCCAAACGGCUGAGCCAAAGACCUGCCGUGGAAGAGCUGGAGAGAAGAAAUAUCUUGAAACAAAGGAAUGAUCAGACAGAGCAGGAAGAAAGAAGAGAAAUCAAGCAAAGAUUGACAAGAAAGCUUAAUCAGAGACCCACCGUUGAUGAAUUAAGAGACAGAAAAAUUCUGAUACGAUUCAGUGAUUACGUGGAAGUAGCAAAAGCGCAGGACUAUGACAGGAGGGCAGACAAACCCUGGACGAGACUGUCAGCAGCAGAUAAGGCAGCAAUUCGUAAAGAAUUAAAUGAGUACAAAAGUAAUGAAAUGGAGGUACAUGCAUCAAGCAAGCACUUGACAAGAUUCCACAGGCCAUAGAGAUUUUCUUCUGAGAAGAAUUUGUGUUUAAUUUUUUGAUACCAACACUGAACAUUCAUCAGGGAACUUUCCUGAAGUUCAGCUCAAGACUACCUGCUGUGUUUGUGAGAAGAGCAGGAUCACACACACAGGUGCAAUCUUGACCACACUUACCUGCAAGAGGAGUAACCAGAGGACACACUUCCUUCCUUCUUUGGUGUCUGAGGAGUGUGAACUGUUGGGGUCAGUUAAGACCCAACAUAACUCUAUCAGAAGAAAACUGUUGUUUGCCUUUCAACCUUGUUUUACAGUUCUGCAGUGUAAUGGAGGACGGGCAACGUGCAUGUGCAGGCUCACCACUCCCAGGCCUCUGACAUGAGGGACAUGUGACAAUGUCAUUCAGUAUUAUGUUUAAAAGACAUUUUUAUCCUGAUCAUUAUUAAUUUGAAAACUCUUUAAGUUCAUGUUAUACAAAAUGAUUUACUGUAUUAUACUUUUCCUUUUUUAUAUAAUGUCUAACAAAAAAUACAGCUGCAACAUUUUGAUUCCUGUUAAUUUUGUUCUUUAAUUAAAUGACUACUUAUUGCAGGAAAUUAA
Messenger RNA from Chlorocebus sabaeus (green monkey), 6945 nucleotides. NCBI's taxonomy places the organism in Eukaryota, Metazoa, Chordata, Mammalia, Primates, Cercopithecidae. The record is from RefSeq and is a predicted model, not a curated record.